This is a messenger RNA of Rasamsonia emersonii CBS 393.64, 909 nucleotides long. Its product is annotated as Mitochondrial intermembrane space import and assembly protein 40 Precursor. The record is from RefSeq and is a predicted model, not a curated record. The coding region runs from base 1 to 909 and encodes 302 amino acids. Gene Ontology annotation, molecular function: protein-disulfide reductase activity. Gene Ontology annotation, cellular component: mitochondrial intermembrane space. Gene Ontology annotation, biological process: protein import into mitochondrial intermembrane space. The transcript has 3 exons. NCBI's taxonomy places the organism in Eukaryota, Fungi, Ascomycota, Eurotiomycetes, Eurotiales, Trichocomaceae.
AUGUUCCGGCCCGCGUCGAGAGCCCUCCUCCGCGCACCCAGCAGGGUCGCCGCACCGAGUCGCAUCCGAGUACCGACAACAACGAGCCGAUUGAUCAGCACCGCUCCGCCGGCGCAGAAGUCGAGGAGUUGGAGCAACUGGCUGGUGAGGCUGGGUCUGGCGGUCGGCGUGGUGUAUUACUACAACACAAGCAGCGUCUUUGCGGAGGAGCCAACCUUCUCUCUCCGACCUCAGCCCUUAGAAGAUGAGAACGCCCCUACCAUCGAAUCCAUCAGCUCCCAGAGGAAACAACGUCAACAGUCCGCGCCUGCUGCCUCCCAGCCCGCCGCCGUCGCAGAACCUCAGGCCGAGCAAUCUUCUGAUGGCUACGCUUCGCCAGAAGACCUGGAGCAGGAGGCGGAUCAGCAAGGCGCCUUCAAUCCCGAGACUGGCGAGAUCAACUGGGACUGCCCAUGCCUAGGCGGCAUGGCCCAUGGACCAUGUGGAGAGGAGUUCAAGGCGGCGUUUAGCUGCUUCGUCUACUCGACGGAAGAGCCCAAGGGAAUGGACUGCAUUGACAAGUUCAAGGCCAUGCAAGACUGCUUCCGCCAGCACCCUGACGUCUACGGCUCCGAGCUCGAAGAGGACGAAGUAGACGAGCAGCUGCAGGAGCACAUCGCCAGCACCUCUUCCGACGAGAAGUCAGCAUCAGACCCAACAGCAGUCCGCGACGCUGCCUCAGCCCGCCAGGUCGAUGCCUCCACGACCCCAUCCGAGAAACAGGCAGAGGCAAAGGAAGCCACGGAACAAGUCGAGAGCCAACAAUCUCAGCAGCAGGAGCUGAGCGAGAGCGAGAAACUGGUGCCCAAGGCUGAGAUCGAUACGGCAGAGCGGAAAACUGGCACCAAGAGCACCAAGACCGAGAAAUAA